AAACUGCCCUACCCUUCAGUUCACCCCCUACCCAUCCCCCACCCUCAGCAUAAAAAACUCAAAAAACUCCUCAUCGCAUUGCUCUCUCCGCUCUCUUCUCCAAAACACACACAUACACACAAAACUGUUUUUCACUUCUCACCCGCAUACUUCCAUAUAUAGGAAUAAUAACAAUAAUUUUGUCCAUCUUUUGUAGAUAUAAUUAGAUAGAUAGAGGUAGAACUGCUAAACAACCUACCCCAGAAGGGAAAAUUCAUUUUCCUAUUUCAAUUCCAACUAAAGAAUCAUCACUGACAAAGAGAAAUUGAAUCUUUGUGGCUUUCCUGAGGAGAAAAGAGAAAAAGAUUGGAUUUUUAUCAAUUUUCCAGGUUCUUGGUUUGUGGUUUUUUUGGUAGUGUGAUAUGUAUUUCUGUAUGUGUAUGUAAUGCAUCAGAAGAAAUCUGAAGUUCAGAUCGGAAAAGAAAGCAGUUGCAUCUCUUCCGAUUUCAAUCCCACACCACCCCUUCUUUCUCCUUCUUCUUCUCUUCAUCACAAACCUCCCCACCCCCAUAUUUACCCCCCUCCUACUCCUCCUCAAGCUUUGAUUUUUUCUUCUUCUUCCUCUCCUUCUGUGCCUCCUCCCCUUCAAAUCUUGAUUGACAAUGGAAAUGACCCAAUUGUCCCUAGCCCCACCUCUACCACCACCAAGACCACCCCUCACAAGAGACCCCUUUUGGGUGUUUCCACAAACAACCACCACAACCCUUCUUCUUCCUCAAGCUCUUCUAUUCUAAAGUCUCCAACUUUAUCUGAUUCUCUUCACAAAUACCCUUUUUCUUCUGCUCCCAAGGGUCAAUACCCAUCAAGAAUUUUGAACCAUUUCCAUGUUUACCACCGGCUCCGCCACCUCCGCCGUGUCCUUCGCCUCCAUCUCCGGUUAAUACUCCUCCUCUCCCUUCCUUUCUUCUAUUUCUUGGUUUCUCAUCCAACUAACUCUUUCUUUUUGGAUUUUCUAUCUGCUUUUGCUUUCUCUGCUGCUUUACUGUUUUCACUCAAUUUAGCACUGCCUAGGCUUCCUUCAAUCAGGUUGUUCUUGGCUAGGUCCUUGCCAAUUAAGCUUACUUCAACUAACCAAGUAUCUAGGCAGCAAUUACCAGUGUUUUGGUCAAUUGGGUCGCGGCCUAAGAUCGAUAAAAGGGUAAAUUCAGGUUGUUGGGUGCAGGCUUACAGUAAUGGAGAUGUGUAUGAGGGUGAGUUCCAUAAGGGGAAAUGUAGUGGCAGUGGAGUUUAUUACUAUUACAUGAGUGGGAGGUAUGAAGGUGAUUGGGUUGAUGGGAAGUAUGACGGCUAUGGGGUGGAGACGUGGGCGAGGGGAAGUCGAUAUAGGGGUCAGUAUAGGCAGGGCCUUAGGCAUGGUUUUGGAGUAUAUAGGUUUUACACAGGCGACGUGUAUGCUGGGGAGUGGUCCAACGGUCAAAGUCAUGGUUGUGGAGUUCAUACAUGUGAGGAUGGUAGCCGGUAUGUAGGUGAAUUCAAGUGGGGAGUCAAGCAUGGCCUUGGCCACUACCACUUCAGGAAUGGAGAUACAUAUGCUGGAGAAUAUUUUGCAGAUAAGAUGCAUGGUUUUGGAGUAUAUUGUUUUGCAAAUGGGCAUCGCUACGAAGGAGCGUGGCAUGAGGGAAAGAGACAAGGGCUUGGGAUGUAUACUUUUAGAAAUGGAGAAACCCAAUGUGGUCAUUGGCAAAAUGGGGUUCUUGACAUUCCAAGCACGCAGAAUGCCUCCUAUCCUGUAUCCCCUGUUGCUGUUUACCACUCCAAAGUGCUAAAUGGUGUACAGGAGGCUCGUCGAGCAGCAGAGCGGGCAUAUGAUGUGGCCAAGGUUGAUGAAAGAGUGGGCAGAGCAGUUGCAGCUGCCAACAGGGCAGCCAAUGCAGCUAGAGUGGCAGCAGUAAAAGCCAUGCAAAAGCAAAUGCAUCGUCGGAGUAACAGUGAUGACCUUCCAAUCCCCGUGGCGUAAGACCUCCAAAUGAUGGAGUGUUUUUUCAGUUUAACCUCAUAGAAAUUUUGCAUCCUUUUACGGAGGACUGCAAUGGAAUAAUCUUACCUUAACCACCUUGUGUCCAUGCGUGCUACCUCGUGUUACGUUUUCAUUCCCUGAAUUGGAGCAGGGCUGUUCUCUUUGCCAGGAUUUUCGCGUUGUGAGUGUCUAAAAGUUAAGCCACUUUUCAAGCUCCCUGUAUUUCUGUGGUUGAAACCUUGCUAAGAGAGCCAACCUGUUUCUUCUGUUUUGUAAAGAUUAGCUAGUUUUGUAACAUUUCGAGUGCUGGUGCCCAGAGAGAAUUUCAACCCAGCCAGCCGGCCUUUUAUGUGUAUUAACGACUCUUGAGAAUUAGUGGAAAUAUUAUAAAAAGAAAAAUCUACGUAAGAAAAAUAAUUCAUCGCUUUUUUUUUGUUUUUUGUGUGUGUGUGGUGUGUUUGGUACUAUGGAAGUCGAUAAUUAUUUCAAGAUCAGCCAGUUAUUUGGAAGUCUUGGAGUUUUCAGCAAGAGUGGUUUUGGAAAGUCAGGGAUAAGACCAUGUAAAAGAGGUUGACUUAUGAGGUUGGGAAAUCUUUUGUACAUUUGAAGAGGUCUUAUGAAGAAGUUGCAACUUGGGAGGAAUAAUUGACCAACAGCUUUUUUCUUGAAA
Messenger RNA from Nicotiana tabacum (common tobacco), 2666 nucleotides. RefSeq lists its product as uncharacterized. NCBI's taxonomy places the organism in Eukaryota, Viridiplantae, Streptophyta, Magnoliopsida, Solanales, Solanaceae. The record is from RefSeq and is a predicted model, not a curated record.